This is a messenger RNA of Dibothriocephalus latus, 153 nucleotides long. Lineage: Eukaryota; Metazoa; Platyhelminthes; Cestoda; Diphyllobothriidea; Diphyllobothriidae. The record is from the annotation of a GenBank genome assembly.
UAUUUCCGCUUCUCGGUGGGCGGCAUGUCUGACGUUUCUGAGAUCAAAGGCCACCGGAGGACCUACGUAGGCGCAAUGCCCGGAAAGAUUAUCCAAUGCCUGAAGAAGACCAAGACGGAGAAUCCUCUGAUCCUGAUUGAUGAGGUAGGCUGA